Bursaphelenchus okinawaensis is the source of this 5280-nucleotide messenger RNA. NCBI's taxonomy places the organism in Eukaryota, Metazoa, Nematoda, Chromadorea, Rhabditida, Aphelenchoididae. The record is from the annotation of a GenBank genome assembly.
AUGUCUCGAAUGUGGGGAAUUCAUCUUGGCCAUAACAACUCCAGUCCAGUUUUUGUCCAACAAUUGCCCGGAAACAUUGGAGAAAUCGAGGAGAACACAGCCUUACAUCUGGAAUGUAAGGUAGAGCCAUUUGGAGAUGACACAUUAAGCAUUCAGUGGUUUCAUAAUGGUCUGCCGUUGAAGCAAGGUAAAUUAUUUAUUUUUUCAAAUUUAAAAAAUUUAAAAAAUUUUUUAAAAAUAGAUGGAGUAAAGCUAUAUAGAAAUGGCCUUCGGGUCGAGCUGGCUUAAUUUUUGGGUCCAGCCCGCGCAGGUUUGACGUUUUAUGUGGCUCGACUUGGCUUGGCUCGUUUAAAGAACGGCCCCGCCCGGAAGCCUGGUUUAGACAAAGCGCUUUCCAAAGAUAUUUUAUGUCCUGCAGGCUGCAAAUGAAAAGUUAUACGCUGAAAUGUGGUUUUUGAUUCGUAAAGAAAGUUUUUGCCAGUUUUCGAUUUGUAAAGUAAAUUCUUGCUAUUUUACUUGUUUUAAAGAAAGUACCUGCCAUUUUUUAUAUUGUAAAGAAAGUUCUUGGCAUUUUUUCUUAUGUAAAAAAAGUUCUUGCCACUUUUUGAUUUGUAAAGAAAGUUCUUGUCAUAAAAAACUGUCUUUCACGGCUUUUCAGACUGCGAGUGACAAGUUAUACAAUGAAAAGUUAUUUGUUUUUAUCAUUUUUUGUGUUGUCAUAGGCUCUUUUUUAAAAAGACUUUUUUGUUUUAAAAAUGACGCUUUUUUCAGGUCAUCGUUUUCGAACUUUCGCCGAUUUCGGCUUGGUGUCAUUGGACAUUCUGAAUGUUUAUGCUGAAGACAGUGGGAACAUCACCUGUGUGGCCGAAAAUGCUCAUGGCAGAGCCCAGACCUCAGCUGAAUUCUACUGUUAUCGUAAGUUUUUUUACCCUACCCUACCCCAUCCUACCCUACCCUACCCUACCCUAUCCUACCCUACCCUACCUUACCCUACCCUACCCUACCCUAAAUUUUGAAAUUUAAGCAAAAUCCUCAAUUCUGGACCAGACCAAGCUCCCCGCCAGUGUAGCCAGAAUUCAGCAACUAGAAGCACCAAAAGGACCAUUUAUAGAAGAAGAACCUGAAAUUGUCUAUAAACCCGCCCACUUCAUUACUCCUUUAUCAGGGUCAAUUAAGGCUGCUGAGGGUGAAAGUGUCAGUUUCACAGCUAAGGCUGGUCCUGUGGAGGAUAAUACUCUUACUGUAAGUUUUUUGGGCUUUGGCUUUGGGCUGGGAAUCUGGUCUGGGGCUCUGGGCUAUGACUCUGGAUUAAGGCUAGGGCUAUAGCUGGUAAAAUACGAAUUAAGGUUCUUGACCUUGUUUUACGAAUUGAAAAAGACUUUUCAUCAUAUAACAUGUAACGCGCAGCCUGCGAAACCUUAAAAGAGAUUGUUUUAAUAAAAAUGACAAAAACUUUUUUUACAAAACCUAAAAUAGCAAGAAUUUUCUUUCCUAUACAAAAAAUGACAUGAACUUUCAUUACAAACUAAAAAAUUGCAAAAACUUUCUUUCCAAUACAAAAAAUGACAAGAACUUUCUUUACAAAACAAAAAAUGACAAAAACUUUCUUUCCAGCACGAAUGGUACUUCAACAACCACCCCCUAAUGCAUGCCAAUCGUUUUGUCACCUCUCAAGAGUUUGGUGUUAUCACUAUGAACAUCCUCUACCUCUUCCCAGAAGAUUCUGGUACCUACACACUAAUGGUACGAAAUAAUACUGGUCAAGCGCAUAGUACUGUAGACAUUACUGUAGCGUCGAACAGUAGCAUGAUUACUGAAACCUUUCAUCCCAAGUCUGUGAAUCGGAUUCUGGAGAUUGAAGCCCCAAAACCGGAGGUACCAGAGGUACCAGACGCGGAAAAAGUGGUACCAAAGAUAACGAAAGUAUUGGAAAGUGUACCAAAGUGCAAAGAAGGUACUGAAGUGUAUGUAGAAGCAAGAUAUACUCCUACUGAUGAUAAUCAGGUGAUAGCUGAAUGGUACUUUAAUGGUACACCUAUAAAGCACUCAAACAGACAUGUUAUGGUACACAAUCCAGGCCACGUAUCAUUGGUCAUAAGGUACACUUUUGUUGAGGAUUCUGGAGAAUACACAUUGAUGAUCAAGAAUUCAAAAGGUCAAGCACAAACCUCAACCAAGCUGGAGGUGGAAGGUGGAGUAGGUAUCUUGGGUGAGACGAUGCAUCCAAAGAGUUUGGGAAGGAUUCAAGAGAUCGAAAUGCCCAAGCCAUUGCCUGAAGAAGCGAAAGAGAAACCAGUAGAACCGCCAAAGUUCACUAGAGGACUACAGAUGGUACUGCUGAAUGAGGUAGGUCAAUAUUGAAGAGUAAUCGUACAGUAUACAAGAGUAAGGUAAGGUAGGGAAAAGUAUUAUGAAGUAAGCUGGAAUAGAAUGCAGGCCAGAAUAGAUUAGUAAAGAAUAGGGUAGAGCUAUAUAAAAUAGUAGGGUUAUUCUGAGACGAGCUAGAAAAAGGUAAGCUUUAGUAGGCUAGGCUAGCUGUAUAUAGGUGAUAUACGAAGAACGGUCCGGUCCUACCCAAGUUGUGCUCUGGCCUGGUCCGGUUAAAAUUUUUUUUCCUUGCAGACAGGCCGAGCUUUUUGGGCCGCGCGUUGAGUUUUUGAUUCGACCCGGUCCCGGUGUCUACCUGCCGCUCCGGACUAGGGCUCUGGGCUGUGGGGUCUGGGCUCUGGGCUCUGGGCUCUAGGCUUUGGGCUCUGGGCUAGGGCUCUGGGCUGGGGCUCUGGGCUAGGGCUCUGGGUUAGAGCUAGGGUUAGAGCUAGGGUUAGGGCUAGGGCUAAUUUAAUUAUAUUAUAGCUUUACAUUAUUUUAGUUCUCAGCUCCAAACAAGCUACAAGAAGGAGACGCAGUCAAAAUUGACUGUACUGUAUCUCCAGUGACCGACAAUCAACUUCGUAUCGAAUGGCUCUUCAAUAACUACCCUUUACUGCACAGUAAUCGUAUGAAGAUGACAAAUGAUCUUGGCUAUGUUUCACUCGAAUUUCCACACAUCUGCGCCCGAGACUCGGGCGAAUACACAUGUAGAGCCGUUAGUCCACAUGGUACCGCUGAAGCACGAAUUCAACUUGAUGUAGCCGCUACACCGUCAAUGUUUUUGAAUCCUCAACAUGAAAAGUCGUGGCGUCAGAUCGAAGCCAUGGAGAAUACAGUAGUCGAACGGCCGCCUACACCAGUGUUACAGUAUCAAGCACCAUCGUUUACAGUAGGAUUGGCUAAUAUCAAGGUUACUGAAGGUGAUACAGUAGUUUUACAAUGUAAAAUUCAACCGGUAAACGAUCCAUCGCUAAGAAUAUCCUGGAAGUUCAACGCCAAGAACUUAUUUGAAGCCAGCAGGCACAGGCACAAGUACAACGUAAACGAUGUGAUCCUGGAGAUUCAGAAGGCUGUAGCCGAGGAUUCUGGAACAUAUGAAUGUAAUGCCAUAAGCAGUAACGGAGAAACAUCUACGCAAUGUGAUGUUAUUGUCGAGGCUACUGAUAGCUUGUUGUUACAGUAAGUUUUUAGUCAGUUUGUAUUGGAAAGAAAGUGUUUGCCAUUUUUUGUUUUGUAAAGAAAGUUCGUGCCUUUAGAUUUAAAAAGUAACUAUUUUGUGUCUGUGCAGGCUGCGAGUGACAAAUUAUACGACAAAUCUGACGUUUUUAUCUUUUCACCGUUUUGUAAAGAAUUUUCUUGCCGUUUUUUUGUCUUGUAAACAAAGUUCUUACAUUUUAAAAAUUUUUUAUAUAAUUUUUACAAAAGCGGCAAAGACUUUCUUUACAAACUUUAAAAUUGUAUCAGAGGCUUUACAAAACAAAAACUGUUUUUUUAUCGUAUAACUUAUCUUCCGCAGCUUGCACUGGCUUAAAAUAGCUUUUUUCUGUAUAAAAUGGCAAAAACUUUCUUUACAAAACAGAAAAUGGCAAGAACUUUCUUUACAAAUUAAAAAAAUGAAAAAUAUUUGGAACUAUGAUAUGUAUGUUACAGUACUCAAAACGAACGCACCUGGUCAAAGAUCCAAGAACUAGAAGCACCACAAGACCUACCCGAAGCACCAGAAGUACCAUUUUCAGCACCAAAGUUUACAAAAUCUCUAGAAUCUGUCAAAACUUUAGAAAACGAAUCAAUCUUGCUACAGACUAGAAUACAACCCCAUGACGACCCAAGUCUUACUGUAACAUGGCUCAAAGAUGGUGCACCAGUCUCCGGCUCUAAUCGAGUGCACUUAGUGUACCAGUUUGGCUCUGUUGGACUACAAAUCGCAUACUGUAGACCAACGGAUGCUGGAGAGUAUACUGUAGUGGUGGCGAACAAACAGGGUACUGUAACUCAGAAUUGUAAAGUUGAAGUUGAAGCUAUUGACAAUGUGGUCGAUACUGUACAGCACGAGCAGAGUUGGACCAAGAUACAACAGUUAGAAGCACCAAAAGAACUAGUUGAAGAGGUUGAAGAUGAUAAGAAGUUUGGUACACCUAGCUUUGUAGUACCGUUACAAAGUGUUAAGGAUGUGGCUGAGGGUACUGUAGUCAAAUUAGAAGCCAAAGUAAAGCCGGCCAAUGAUGCGAACUUGAUGGUAGUUUGGUACCAAAAUGGAAGGUUAUUAGGUGCUAGUAAUAGAUAUAUUGUCAAGAAUGAGUUGGGAAAGGUGUCGUUGGAAAUAUUGUAUGUUAUGGAACAGGUAGGCUAGAAUUUUUGUUUUUAUUUUUAAUAGGAUUGGGUAUGGUAAAGUAGAUUAGAGUAAACUAGAGUAGUGUGGGGCAAGGUGAGGCAAAGUGAACUAGGAUGGGGAAAGAUAGGGCAAAGUAAAGUAGGGUAAGACAGGUAGGGUAGAAAAAGAUAGUGUAGCAUAGAAUAUGGUAGAGUAAAACAAGACACAGUACGGUAGGAUAGAAUAGAGUAGGAUAGAGUGAACUAGAGUAAAGUGGGGCAAGAAGAUAAGGCAAAGUAGGGUAGAGUAGGAUAGGAUAGGAUACGGUAGGGUAGGGUAGGGUAGGGUAGGGUAUAUCUUUGUGCUUUUAGGAUGCUGGAGACUACCGUUGUGUAGCCACGAACAGUGCUGGUCAAGCGUCGACUGAAGCUAAGUUAGAGUGUUCUCUGAGGCCUUCUGUCUUAUCGGACACUCAACAUCAGAAGGCAUUGGAUCGAAUUCAAGAAUUGGAGGCUCCGAAGCCAGAAAAGCCAGAAAUAGAACCAGUCUUUUUGGUUCAGCCAAGGCGAAUGAACUGCUUUAUGAAGAAGGAUUACUAG